AUUAUCUUUUUCGAUUCAAGUCAGAUAACCCUUCCACUUCCUGUUUAUAUUUUGUUUCACAACAUGAGAAAAAAAUUUCGAAAUAAACACAGAAAAAACAAAGUAAGGAAUAACCAAUGUGUUAUAUCAAAGGAUCCAGGGAUACAGAAUGAUGUGACUUUGUGUGAUUAUGCAGACUCAUCUAAGACACCAAUCUCUGACUCUGUUAGAGUGAAGAAAGCCAUUUCAUCAAUAGCUACAAACAUUAAAUAUCAAAGAAAAGACAUGAACACAGACAAUAGUGAUCUCAGCUGGUUUGAGAAAGAUUUGGAGGAUUUUGAUGUGUUAGAUGAUGUGGGUGAGGAGAACUCGGAUGAAGAUGAUACAACCAAAACUGAAACAAAAGCUUUAAGACCCCGAAAGAAAUGCAAAGAAAAAGAGGAGAACGUAGGGAGACAUGUUUACCCUGUUGACAUCUGGUUCACUCUGGCCGCCUACAUUGACCCUGAGGCUGUGAGGAACUUCGCGACCUUGUGUAAAGAUUCGUAUCUAGUGACCAGGACAAGGCAGUUUUGGAAAAACCUUUAUACAAGGUUUUGUGCUAAUAAUAUGCACCUGCCUGUUGAGCUGCAGAUAGAAUGCCUGGAGCGAGCCCAAGGACUUAGGUACAGAGUGGUCCGGGCUCUCUUCUGGUCUUACCCUCUAUUUAUUUCAAGAACAACAACCAAUUUGCCAUUUGAAAAUGAGCCCUACCAUCUAAAAGGAAACAGGUGUCUGUUUACAUGGACUGAACCCUUUAAAAAUGUCUGGAACUUUAGCUUUAAGUUGAAGAAAGAGCGACUUUCUCAUAUUAACAAACUGACAACGCUGAUGGCUUUACCGGGUCGAGUGAAUCUGUACGACGGUUACUGUGAUGUGUAUGGACACGAUGAAAUCGACUGCUAUGUAUUACAAGUGACUUGUCAAAAUUAUCAGAGCUUUUUAUCAGUGAUGGGAUUAGUAUUGUGCAAUGUUUAUUUGAAGGUCAGCCAGGAAAGUCGUUUCUACUGUCUCCGCCUUCAUUUUGACACAUCAAUGAAAGAGUCGACCAAUCAAAACAGGGACGUUGUUGGUGAUACUGUGAUUUUCUUGGACCGUGUUGUUAAUCUAAAAGUGUUUCCAUGGUGGCACUCUAAAUACCCUUUUAAAUGAAAACUUGUUAAAACUUAUGAAUACUCAGGUACUGUUAUAAAUUAUGCUACAAGCAGGAACUACUGUCGUAUGCAGCUGGUGUGCUUUUUAGAAAUUUAUUGACAUACUGGUUUUAUGACAGGGGCUGUUUUUCACAUAUCUGUAUUUUAUUAUACCUGUUUGUUUGUUUUGGGAAACUGUUUAAGAUUAAUAAUAAUGAAUAAAAAAUUGUUUCAAAUA
This is a messenger RNA of Magallana angulata, 1389 nucleotides long. RefSeq names its product putative transmembrane protein 183BP. Gene Ontology annotation, cellular component: SCF ubiquitin ligase complex. NCBI's taxonomy places the organism in Eukaryota, Metazoa, Mollusca, Bivalvia, Ostreida, Ostreidae. Gene Ontology annotation, biological process: regulation of protein stability. The record is from RefSeq and is a predicted model, not a curated record. The coding region runs from base 64 to 1170 and encodes 368 amino acids. The transcript is spliced from 5 exons.